AUUUAAACAUGAUAAUUCAUUAUGUUGAUGAGGCUAUUGUUCAAGAUGGCGCCGCCCAUGAAAAUGUGAAAAAAUGCUUUGGUGACCUUGAAUUCAAACUUAGUACAACAGCUGCAAGUAUAACAGGAAAAACAAGAUUCAAUGGGAAACCACCACAAAGUUUGAUAACAGCUUUGAAUGCGGAAAAACAGAACAGAAAGGAAUUGAUUACACCAAUAGCCCAAUUAGAAAGCAAUCCAACAUUAUCAUCAUUAUGUCUACAGCUCUCUAUUUCUGGAUCAACACAACCAAGUGCUCAAGAUGUUACUGAGUAUAGGCUGCCAUCUUUGAACAAUGGGCUGUAUAAACACACAAUCCUGGAUCAAACCACCCCCAAGAGCUAUGACUUACCAAUGGGUAUGAUACUCCCAUUAGAUAAGGAAAUGCCAUGUAUUGAUACAAAUAAGGAAAUCAAGGAUCCAACUGUGCAUGAUCGUCCCGUUAUACGAAAAGAAGCACGUAGAAUUCAAAAAUUGCGACGUUGGAGAAUGAACAGGCAUCAACUUAAAAAACUGAGAAAGAGAAUGAAAUAUGAAUAUCGUAAACAGAGAAUAUACAAGGCGAAAAAGAAGGAGGCAGCAAUCCAGGCUGAGUUAGAUGCUAUUAUGUUGGCUGCUAAAGAGUGGGAUCCCCUGAAAGAUGUUGUCAAACAAAAUCUAGAUUUUGCUAGAAGGGGAGGGUAUAGUGUCAAUGUUUGGGAAACUAGAAAUAAAAAACAAUCUUAA
Messenger RNA from Owenia fusiformis, 764 nucleotides. NCBI's taxonomy places the organism in Eukaryota, Metazoa, Annelida, Polychaeta, Sabellida, Oweniidae. The record is from the annotation of a GenBank genome assembly.